AAAAACUGGACUGGUGGUCAGCCUAGUUACUUAUCUGCAUGGGAAGGCGGCAAACUGCAUCCUUACCAACUGGAGGGUGUUAGGUGGUUGCGGCACUCCUUUUAUCAGCGCACCAACGCGAUUCUCGCUGACGAGAUGGGCUUAGGAAAGACCGUGCAAGUCGUCGCUAUGCUAUAUGCUUUGUUGAAAGAGGACAAACUUCCUGGCCCUUUCCUUAUUGUGGGUCCUCUCUCCACAACAACGAAUUGGAAACGCGAGUUCUCCUUUUGGGCUCCCGAGAUGCAAGUGAUUUUGUACACUGGUGACCGACAAAAUCGUUCAAUGAUCAAUGAGUACUGCCUCUACCUGAAUAAAUCCUCCAAUAUCCCCGCCUUUCACGCCAUGAUCACCAGCUACGAAAUGGUCUCUUUGGAACGAGCGACCCUGUGUUCUUUUCACUGGCAAACUCUUAUCGUUGACGAGGCCCACCGUUUGAAGAACAAACAAUCACGUCUUUUUCGGGAUUUGUCGUCUUAUAAUGUGGAAUUCAAGAUUCUUCUCACGGGCACACCACUACAGAACAACCUCGAUGAACUGGUGCAUCUUCUCCAUUUCCUGGACCCCAUAAAAUUCAAUGACUUCCACAAUCUAAAUGGACAGUGGGCUACAAUGACCAGAGAGGAGCGUAUGGGUCAUCUGCACAACAUUCUCAAAGGGCACCUCCUACGUCGAAUGAAAAGGGAUGUCAUCAAAGAUCUGCCCAAAAAGACUGAAACCGUCGUUCCUCUUAGUUUGACUCAUCUGCAAAAACGCAUCUACAAACUGGUUCUCACUAAAAACUACGAACAGCUUCGUACGCGCAAUCUGAUGAACACUUUGCUGCACCUGCAGAAGAUUUGCAACCAUCCCUACCUGAUGCCUGCGGGAGAUGAAGUGGCUCCACGGCUCAGCGGAGGGAUUUACGAACCCCGGAAGCUGGUUGAGGCCAGUGCAAAACUCGAUCUUGUCAUGCGAAUGCUGCCGCGCUUGAAAGAGGACGGUCAUCGGGUGCUCAUUUUCUCUCACUUUAUUGGGAUGCUCGAUCUGAUUGAAAUAGCACUGCGUAACGAGGGGUUUAGUUUUGAGCGCAUUGAUGGCUCAAUCAGAGGCACCCUGCGGCAGACCGCAAUUGAUCGAUUCAAUGCCCACAAUGCUACUCCGUUUGUGUUCCUCCUCUCAACCCGAGCUGGUUGCGAAGGCAUUAAUCUCGCUUCUGCUGAUACGGUGAUUCUCUUUGAUUCUGACUGGAACCCACACCGUGACCUCCAGGCUUUGGCGCGCGCCCACCGUAUUGGUCAAUCGAGGCACGUCUUCAUCUACCGUCUGAUAAUGCGUGACACCGUGGAGGAGCGUAUCCUCCAAGUGGCUCACAAGAAGCUUGCUCUGACAAAGGUGGUGAUCGAUGAUGAUCGGAAGGGCGACGGCAGCAAGAAGAUGUCGAAUCUUUUGCGUUUGUCUCACAGUGAGGCACACAAUAUUCUCAAAACCGGCCUGGAAGUUCUUUUUGCGGGGGACGGUGAUGAUGAGGAGGAGGAGGGUGAUAAAGCGGUUAAGCAAGUUGAAAGUGGAGUGGAUCAAAUGAGUAGUACAGCUGGUCAAAUUUCACAGUCCGACCAUGAAGACACUGAUGCUCCUAAACAACAACCACGACCCCAGUCUAUUGUUUACGACGAUGAAGCACUGGCUCGCCUUCUUGAUCGGACUCGCGUGGUGGCCUCUGACGAGUCAGUGGGUGCUGUUGACGAAUACCUGAGCGCAUUCAAUUCGGCGCAUUUCGCAGAGUGUCAGGAAAACCUGACUGUAAAUGGGACUGAUAAAAUCGCCACCACAGCGUCCCAACCAGCCGAUAAACCGGAUGUAGAUCCGAAUGAGAUCAGCCAAUUCUGGGACUCCUUACUAAAAAGGCGGCACGAACGCUUGAUGUCACAGGAGGCUCAGCAACGCAGGUCAGGUGUUUGUCGUAGCAUGGAGAACUGUUUCACAGAUGCCAGUAUGGUCGUUAUCGAAGACUCGGACGACUCCGAUCACCACGGGAGUCCCUCGACCAAUGGGGAUGAUGCGGGCUGUGGUGCCGACGCCGAAGUGGAAUUUGUGAGCCUUGUUGCUGGAACUCGUUCAUUGCUUUUUUCUACGUCGGGAACGCGGACGAAGCCAGAGGUAGUUGAGGAGAACGGUGAUGCCUACGGCCUGGUUCAACGUCGGAAAAGUUGUCGCAGGCCACGGCCUACGGCUGCCUGUCUUUCCACCUUCCAUAAUGUAUCACAAGUGGACGAUGAAGAGAGUGAGACUAGACGUCAAAGAAUAAGUAGGCGUUUUCGUCGCGUCGAGGACAGUGAUAACGAUUUCUGCCCUGAUACAGAGGAGUCCUCUGAUGAAGUCGACAAUGUUGAGGAUGUUGAAACCUGGAUGAGGGGUUCUCACAUGGGCGAGCAGGGCAACUCGUCUGCUCCCACUAGAAACCAAAAUAAGGGGAAGAAACGGAAGCAACUGUUUACGACUAACGACGAUGAACACUUGCAGCGAGCACUUCCAACCCUUGACGAACUUCAGUUGGCGGAAUUGUAUCGUCAAAUCAAUUGGCGUACCGACUCCCACUCAAUCUACGCCACUUGGAAGGACUUUUCUGCUCAGUUAUCUGAAGACGUGGUGUUCAGUGAAGACGGCAAAAUGACGGUCUAUGGUUUCGAUGCCCAUGAUCGCCAGGUGUUUCUUGAAUCUGUUAUGCGGUUUUCAGACUGCCAUGAUUACUUAAUUCUCCUCUCUCUUGUGGUGCGUUGCACCAGCGUACAGAGGCAAAGCCCCGAGCCCAAGUACUCAGACCUUUUGUCUGGCUCGUCGGCGGCCUCCUCCGGCAGUUGUGCAGGCACAUGGCCUCGUGCAAAGAGCUUUUUACUGUACGGACUUCCUCCAAUGGGAAUCCUACCCCCACCGGAGUGGCUUCCCUUCAGUCUUAGGUCGAAACCUCCGCUCAGUUUAUUCGCCUACACGAAUCUUUUUAUGCGCCAUCUAUAUGAAGACCCGAAGGUACUUGACACAGAGACCCUUAGCCAGCCUAAAUUUCCCCCCAGGUGGUCUGAUGGUCUUCCGACGGAGGGUGUAUCUGGCAUCAUGGUGCUCUCUCGAAUCGCCAUGAUAGCUCUCAUCAGAGCCAAGGUGAUUCAGUUUGAAGACUACAACGCCGUUCCCCGUCGCUACAAGAAGACGACUGACAGUAGGUUUCGCUUCGCCAUUCAUGAGGGCGGCUUGACGAUGCUAUCUCUUGUUUGGAAACAAGAGAUGGCCGAAUUAGAGACUCGAUUCGCUCAGGUCCAGACUGAGUCGACAUCACCCCAAACCGGUAAGCAUCGUCUUUUCAGUGUGAUCCUGCGUAAGUGGCACUACCGCCAUGACUUUUGGCUCCUCGCCGGCAUCCAUGCGCAUGGCUACGCGGCUUUCAUGGAAAUUCUUGCGGACAAAAGAUUCAGCAUGGUUCUCCUCGGUCUGGCCGAACGUAUUCUACCGCCUGAGAAAGCCGAUCCCUUUGUUAGGCAAAAGUCAGAUGCCGAUCUCAUUUCGGAGAUGCGUGAGAGUUGCGCGUUCUCCGCCGAAAUCGUUGCCUUCUUGGUGGAUCGUUUGCGAAUGCUCGAGCACGCCCUCCUGGUCGAACAGGCUCUUGCUAGUGUUACUUUGGCUGCACUGGGACAAACCUCGGCCGACUCAACACCCGAGCCUCCAGAGGCUUUGCUGAAGAAAAAUCAGGAGCUCCUCUCCGUUUUCUCCUCUCGUCUAACUCAAAAAGGACCCAUUAAGCGCAUCGAUUUGCCAUCAGAUCCGGAAAUCGCGGAGAAAGUUAAACGGGCCGUAUUCGACCUGCAUUUGCUGCUCGAAGAUUUGUACGCCGAUAUGCCCGGUCUGCCAGCUGCGUUGGUUUGCGAUGGAGUUGAUUUCGCCCAGCCGCGCUUCUUCACCGACUCCGCGCUCAGCCAGCCCGCUGCGCGUCAGCCGCUGGCACCCUCUCACCUCGAAUGUCACUCCCCUCCGCCCCCCGAACCCUCCCCCUCAGACCCGUCCUGCGGACCGGUGCCUGCCCAGCCUCCGCCCACGGCAUUGCUGUCGCCGCCAGCUGUGGACACGACAACGGUCAUUGAAAUUUCGGACUCUGACUGA
Mesocestoides corti is the source of this 4164-nucleotide messenger RNA. NCBI's taxonomy places the organism in Eukaryota, Metazoa, Platyhelminthes, Cestoda, Cyclophyllidea, Mesocestoididae. The record is from the annotation of a GenBank genome assembly.